Messenger RNA from Parathielavia appendiculata, 320 nucleotides. RefSeq lists its product as uncharacterized. The transcript has a single exon. The coding region runs from base 106 to 306 and encodes 66 amino acids. NCBI's taxonomy places the organism in Eukaryota, Fungi, Ascomycota, Sordariomycetes, Sordariales, Chaetomiaceae. The record is from RefSeq and is a predicted model, not a curated record.
CAUUUCCAAAUUAUGCCUGACUGGAUGUUACAGAUAUCAUCCAGAGAGGACAUUUUGGACGCAGAAACGAUGUGCAGGGAGUAGCGUUCUUCUCAUCAAUGCCGGAUGGACAGGCACGCAUCAACAUGGAAGGCGGGACUACUCAUCACACAGGAACCUCGUCAACCCUUUUCCAAGCCGACCUUCUGCCAAGUUCAUGAUUCUGCCAGCGCGCCUGAUUUCGUUUCUGAUCCGGAAACAUUGCUGGUCGUUCCGACUCCCAGCGCCUUCCAGAGAUUCGAUCAAAUUACUGUAACUACACAGUAGGCACUUUCAUCAGG